Molecule: messenger RNA, 1353 nt
Organism: Ochlerotatus camptorhynchus
Lineage: Eukaryota; Metazoa; Arthropoda; Insecta; Diptera; Culicidae
Exons: 5
Coding region: 39-566 (175 amino acids)
Source: RefSeq, a predicted model, not a curated record
CAUGUUGAACUAACUCUAUUCCAGAGGAAAAAGUCACCAUGAUGAUCGAAAUCUGUUCCGAAGCAGCAUCCGGAAGUGACUCUGACGACGAGAAUGUUUGUUCCGUUCCGGUGAAGUCGUUACGCCAUGCUGGGUUCGUUUUCCCUUUGCGACACGAGGAUGACGUCGAGCGACUGGAGGAAAUGGUCAAGACAAAUCCGGUUAUUCGCAAGGAAUAUAUAACUUUCGCACGAAUGUCCAGGACGGGUAUCCAUCAGAACAUUGUAUCGAUCGUCCAGCGAUUAUUCACCGAUCAAUCCCUAGCGAACUACACCUACCAUGGUAUCAAGAAUUCCCAGUACUAUCGGAAGGCCAUGAAAGAUUACGACAUCUUUACGGACUGUCUGUUGGAUGCUUGGGAGGAACAUGCCACAACAGCGGAAAGGCUCAGGAAAGCUCUCAUUGAAGCAACCCAAAGAGCCAAGCAGCAUCUGUCCUCGGCUCGAUACUACCAGCGCUAUCGGAACCGGUUGCUCGAGAAGCGGAAGGAAAGCUGGAAAAACAAGAAGACGGAGGACAAGAAAUGAUGGUUCCUUUAAAAAGAAAAUAAAGAUAAACCAAACUAUCUAAAUCUAGUACUUUUCACUGUUGCAAAAUUACAAAAUAUAAUUAUUAUUUAACCGCUUGGACAUCAUUAAACAUCUUCUCAUUCUCCGUUUCUCGAAGCGCUGUCGUCAAAGCUAAUUAAAUCGGAACACAAUGACGUCGCCAAUCAAGCGAUGAUGACACCCACCUACGACAGUGCAGUACUAGAUCGCGACGAAACAAGCAUUGUGAAAUCCGAAUUGGCUGGAGACUACUCACCGGGAUUCGAAGAAGCAACUCAAGGGCAGCUUCCGAAGCAACAGGUAUAUCGCCCUUCGAUAAGAAAACCAACCAAAUCGGCCCGGGUAGCAGGUUUCGACUUUCCGCUUACAUGCGAAGAGGACGUUGACCGCUUGGAACUGAUGGUCAAUCGGAACCCGAUUAUCAAAAAUCAAUAUAUCAAGUACUUGGCCAUCAACAAGCCACCGCAUCUGGACGUGGUACAGGUGCUGUAUCGGUUCUUCGAAGACGAUGCUCUGUCCAACUUCAACUGGACCGGUCAGGAGAGGUACGGCUCAGCCGACAAAAAGAAAGCUAUGCAAAAGUACACCAUUUUCAAUUCGUGUAUGCUAGAAGCUUGGUCAAGCCAGGGUGUAACUCGAACCAGUCUGACGAACUCGUUGAAGAAAGCAUUGCAGCUUCAAUCCCGUCGACGGUACAGCAGCUACCACAAACGAAAGCGACAGCAAAUGUUAACUGCCGAAAAGUAGUUCGACGGUAAUAAAGGUG